AAAAAAAAAAAAAAAAAAAAAAACCAUUUUUUUUUUGGAGAUUUAAUACAAUCACUAGUAGCAAUAAAUUGCCAAAUUGGCAAUAACCAGCCAAUUUCCAAGUCAAGCCGUCAACCCCUUCCCUCUUUCCUCACUCUCUCCUAAAUCUCUCUUUCUCUCUCUAAAAACACACAAAAUGGCCCCAUAAAUUCUCUCUCUUCAACUCCACUUUGACUUCCUCCACUCUCUCUCCUCCACCAAUCCAAUGCCGGAAUCUUCUCUCUGAUCCACCAUUUUCCGGCGAAUCUUCCGCCUGCUCCGGCGCCGAUGACGACGACGAUGCUCAUCGACUCGCGCACCGCCUUCUCCGAUUCCAACGACAUCAGCAAUGGCAGCAGCAUCUGCUGCGCCGCCACAACCACCACCACCGCCACCGCAAUCGCCGCCGACAACUCUCUCUCCUCCACUCCUUCCUCCGCCGCACUCCUCCGUCUCUCCGAAAACCUCGAUUCCUUGUUCCAACCCUCGCUCUCCGACUCCGACUCCUACGCCGACGCUAAAAUCGUCGUCGCAGGUGAUUCCCGUGAAGUCGCGGUUCAUCGCUGUAUUCUCUCGUCUCGUAGCGCGUUCUUCAGGUCGGAGUUCGCAGCAAAGAGAGAGAAAGAGAAGGAGAAGGAUAAGGAAAAGGAGAAGGAGAGAGAUAGAAUGGUGAAGCUUGAGCUUAAAGAUAUGGCGGGUGAAUUUGCGGUUGGAUUUGAGUCGGUAGUUGCGGUUUUAGGGUAUUUGUAUAGUGGAAAAAGUAGACAGUUACCUAAAGGUGUUUGUGUUUGUGUUGAUGAUGAUUGUUCUCAUGUUGCUUGCCGUCCUGCUGUUGAUUUUGCUGUUGAAGUUCUCUAUUUAUCUCACAAAUUUGAGAUCGUUGAAUUGGUUGCUCUUUAUCAGAGGCACCUACUGGAGAUUCUUGACAAGGUCGCGCCAGAUGAUGUUCUAAUAGUACUAUCUGUUGCAGAAUUGUGCGGAAAUGCAUGUGAAAGAUUGCUGGGAAGGUGUAUUGACAAAAUUGUGAGAUCCGAUGUUGACGUCACCACUCUUGAUAAAUCUUUGCCACAGCCUAUUGUGAAACAAAUAAUUGAUACACGCAAGGAGCUUGGUUUUACUGAGCCUGGAUUUGUUGAGUUUCCUGAUAAGCACGUGAAGAGAAUACACAGAGCGUUGGAAUCUGAUGAUGUCGAGUUAGUUAGAAUGCUUUUAAAAGAGCGGCAUACGACUCUAGAUGAUGCAUAUGCCCUUCACUAUGCUGUUGAACAUUGUGAUGCCAAGACUACCACGGAACUUCUUGAGCUUGGGACUGCAGAUGUUAAUCUUAGGAAUCCAAGGGGUUAUACUGUGCUACACAUUGCAGCCAUGAGGAAAGAGCCUAAGAUAAUUGUAUCCCUGUUGACCAAGGGAGCCCAUCCAUCAGAUAUUACUUCAGAUGGAAGAAAGGCACUGCAGAUAGCAAAGAGACUUACAAAAUCUGUAGAUUUCUUUAAACCUACUGAACAAGGAAAGGACGCGCCAAAGGACCGUCUGUGUAUUGAAAUACUAGAACAAGCUGAAAGAAGAGAACCGUUGCUAGGGGAAGGUUCUGUUUCUCUUGCAAAGGCAGGGGAGGAUCUCCGUAUGAAGCUUUUAUAUCUUGAAAAUAGAGUUGCACUUGCACGGCUACUUUUUCCAAUGGAAGCGAAAGUUGCUAUGGAUAUUGCUCAAGUGGAUGGUACUUCUGAGUUUACAUUGUCAAAAAAUAUAGCAGAUGCACGAAGAAAUGCUGUCGACUUGAAUGAGGCCCCCUUUAUAUUGAAAGCGGAGCAUCUACAAAGGAUGAACGCAUUGUCUAAAACUGUUGAGCUUGGAAAGCGCUUUUUUCCACGGUGCUCCGAAGUUCUUAAUAAGAUUAUGGACGCCGAGGACCUAUCACAGCUUGCAUUUUUAGGACAAGAUACCCCAGAAGAAAGACAAAGGAAGAGAAAAAGAUAUCUAGAACUACAAGACGCUUUAACUAAGGCCUUUACAGAGGAUAAAGAAGAGUUUGAUCGUACCACGUCGUCAUCAUCAUCAACACCAUUGGGGAGGCCUUAUGGUAAGACCAAUUUCAAAAGAUUUAGGUACUACCAUUGAAGGCAUACUCUUUUGUGAGAUAAAUUAUCAGAUUACAAGAAUUAAUCCUCAUCGUACGGCAAAAAAUAAAUCGAGGUACACAUUUUUGUUCUGUUUUAAAUUUUUGUAGUCUUUACAAUUGGAAAUUAUGAUCUUGACCAAUGUUUGAAUUGGUAUUAGAGACGAGAUGCAAGGUAAGUAAAAGUUACUUGAAUUGGAACAUCAUCGUCUUAGUCACAGUUUGUAAGUAAAAAUUAAUUGAGACCUUGUCGGCUUUACGUGAUGGAAAAAUGAAUCAAGAUCUUCACUAUACCUUAUUAUGGUUUAUUAGUUCUUGAAUUAAUAGAAGAUUAGACAAAAUUCGGUGUUGAA
Molecule: messenger RNA, 2487 nt
Organism: Chenopodium quinoa (quinoa)
Lineage: Eukaryota; Viridiplantae; Streptophyta; Magnoliopsida; Caryophyllales; Amaranthaceae
Product: BTB/POZ domain and ankyrin repeat-containing protein NPR1-like
Exons: 5
Coding region: 307-2136 (609 amino acids)
Biological process (GO): defense response to bacterium; regulation of salicylic acid mediated signaling pathway; defense response to fungus
Cellular component (GO): nucleus; cytoplasm
Molecular function (GO): protein binding
Source: RefSeq, a predicted model, not a curated record